AUAUUCUACUAUCUCACUGCAUACAGACUCCAGAGAGAGAGAGAGGGAGGAAAGGAAGAGAGAGAUGGGAACUGUGGCUCCAAACUUGAUGGAAGUAUCCGCCGGACGUGAUAACGAAAACGGUGCUGCCAGAAGCCCUCCGGCAAAAGUGCUUGAUGCUGGAGCUCUCUUCGUCCUCAAAUCUCAAGGAUCAUGGUUGCAUUGUGGGUACCACUUGACGACGUCGAUAGUAGCUCCAGUGAUUCUAACUCUUCCCUUUGCGCUGGCCUUGCUAGGCUGGGUUGGGGGACUCAUAUGCCUCGCCUUGGCUGCUUUGGUCACUUUCUAUUCCUACAAUCUUCUAUCCUUGGUUCUGGAGCACCAAGAAAAGCUCGGACAUCGCCAGCUUCGCUUUCGAGACAUGGCCCGAGACAUUUUAGGUCCUGGAUGGGGCAAAUAUUUUGUUGGUCCCUUGCAGUUUUGGAUUUGCUAUGGUGCAGUUAUUGCUUGCACUUUACUUGGAGGGCAGAGCCUUAAGUUCAUUUACUUGCUCUCCUACCCAGAUGGGACAAUGAAGCUACACCAAUUUAUAAUUAUUUUCGGAACCGUUCCACUGGUUUUAGCUCAAAUGCCAUCCUUCCACUCCUUAAGGCAUAUUAAUCUUGUCUCUCUUAUCCUUUGCCUGGCAUUCAGCACUUGUGCCACUGCUGGCUCCAUAUACAUUGGACAUUCCGAUAAUGCUCCUAGAAGGGAGUAUACCGUGAAAGGAAGCGCAAAAGACCGCAGUUUUGGUAUCUUUAAUGCCAUUUCAAUCAUAGCUACUACAUAUGCAAGUGGAAUAAUUCCUGAAAUACAGGCAACUUUAGCACCUCCAGUAAAAGGAAAGAUGUUUAAAGGUCUAUGUGUUUGCUAUAGUGUUAUAGUGACAACAUAUUUCAGUGUGGCAAUAUCUGGGUACUGGGCUUUUGGAAAUCAAGCCAUGGGAACAGUUCUUUCAAAUUUCAUGGGUGAUGGCAAGCCUUUAUUGCCUACCUGGUUCUUGCUAAUGACCAAUGUCUUCACCCUCUUGCAAGUCUCAGCUGUCACAGUGGUUUACUUGCAACCAACAAAUGAAGUGUUUGAGAAGAAAUUUGCAGACCCAAAAAAGGAUCAAUUCUCAGUCCGUAACGUUGUGCCGAGAUUGAUUCUCCGGUCACUGUCCGUUAUAGUAGCAACAACAUUUGCUGCAAUGCUACCUUUCUUUGGAGAUAUCAUGGCAUUGUUUGGGGCAUUUGGAUGCAUUCCUCUAGAUUUCAUUUUGCCAAUGAUUUUCUACAAUGUAACUUUCAAGCCUUCCAAACAAAGUCUUAUAUUUUGGGUUAACACAUCGAUAGCAGGAGUGUCCUUCUUGUUAGUCGGGGUAGGGGCUGUAGCAUCUGUUAGGCAAAUUGUUCUUGAUGCCAAAACGUAUCGGUUAUUUGCUAACAUGUAACGUUAUUAUGGAGAAAACAAUAUGUAUUGAAUAUCUUUAAGUGUAAAUUCGGAGAAAUGGUAGGGUCCUAUUACUAUUGUGGGAUCUUAAUUACCAGUA
Molecule: messenger RNA, 1549 nt
Organism: Pyrus x bretschneideri (Chinese white pear)
Lineage: Eukaryota; Viridiplantae; Streptophyta; Magnoliopsida; Rosales; Rosaceae
Product: GABA transporter 1
Exons: 7
Coding region: 65-1450 (461 amino acids)
Cellular component (GO): plasma membrane
Source: RefSeq, a predicted model, not a curated record